Telopea speciosissima is the source of this 3891-nucleotide messenger RNA. RefSeq names its product probable inactive ATP-dependent zinc metalloprotease FTSHI 5, chloroplastic. Gene Ontology annotation, molecular function: ATP-dependent peptidase activity; ATP hydrolysis activity; ATP binding. Bases 33 to 3887 code for a protein of 1284 amino acids. The transcript has 18 exons. Gene Ontology annotation, cellular component: chloroplast thylakoid. The record is from RefSeq and is a predicted model, not a curated record. NCBI's taxonomy places the organism in Eukaryota, Viridiplantae, Streptophyta, Magnoliopsida, Proteales, Proteaceae. Gene Ontology annotation, biological process: proteolysis.
CUUUUAUUUUCUUAUCGUCCCAAACCGCACCAAUGCCUUCAAAUUCUCUAUUUCUCUCCAUUAAUGGCGUUCCCUUACUUCCUUUACCUUCCAGACUUAAACUCUUAUCUCUUCCAUCCUCUCGUUAUCCUUCAAAGCGCAAACCAUUAACGAGUCAACGUCGCAUUAUUCGAUUACGAGUAGAAUCAUCAAAGAAGCCUAAAAAUUUCAUCCAAACGACCAAGAAUUUUGGGAGGUUUAGCUCUGUAAAUUACAUUGGCGCAUCAGAACCUAAAGUGGAAGAUAAGUCCGAGAGGAACUUACUUGAUUCUAUUCGAAAGCUAAUAGUGCUUGCUUUGUGUUGUAUUGCUUUUGGUCUGUUGCCUUUUAAUACUCUUCAAGUUCCUGCAGUAGCUGCUGCUGCUCCCGUAGUUGGUGUUGCUACAAAAAAGGAAACUAGAACAAAGAAAGAGAAAGAACACGAGUACUCGGAUUAUACUCGAAAGCUACUGGAGGUGGUUUCGAAACUUCUUCGGAGGAUUGAAGAAGUUAGGUCGUCUAAAGCUGACAUGAAAGAAGUUAAGAAAGCGUUAAGAGAGGUUAAAUUGAAGAAGGAGGAGAUGCAGGAUAGAAUUUUGGAGGAACUGAAUGCUGAGCUAAAGGAAAUGAGGAAUGAGAAGAAACGUUUGGUUAAACGUUCAGAUAUGAUAAUUGAUUCUGUUACGAAGGCUAGAAGGGAACUUGCUAAGUUGUCAAGUAAGCUUAGCGAUGGAGAGGAGGUGAAGGAGCAGAUGGAGAGGCUUGAAAUGGAUAUGAGUGCUGCUGAGAAGGAAUAUAGUGAGAUAUGGGAGAAGGUAGGUGAGAUUGAAGAUAGGAUUGUAAGGAGGGAGACAAUGGCCUUUAGUAUUGGUAUCAGAGAACUUUCUUUUAUUGAUAGGGAAAGUGAGCUUUUAGUGAAGAAUUUUGAGCAUGAAUUGAAGCAUCGGAGGGUUGAAAGUCUGCCAGAUAGUUCUGCUACCACUCUCUCCAGAUCUGAUAUUCUGAGAGAACUAGAAAGUGCACAAAGAGAGUACUGGGAGCAAAUGAUCCUGCCAAGUGUUCUUGAAGUUGAAGAUUCUUCUCCUUCCUUGGAUAGAAGUACUAAAAACUUUGUUCUACACAUCGGAGAAGGUUUUAAAGAGUCAAGGAAGCUGCAGAGGGAUCUUGAAACCCGUAUAAGGAAGAACAUGAAGAGGUUUGGAGAGGAAAAGCGUUUUAUUGUAGACACGCCAGCAGAUGAGGUUGUGAAGGCUUUCCCUGAAAUCGAAUGGAAAUGGAAGUUUGGAGAUAAGGAGGUUGUUGUUCCCAAGGCUGCCAGCCUUCACUUGUAUCAUGGAUGGAAGAAGUGGCGAGAAGAAACCAAAGCAGAACUGAAAAAGAACUUGUUCGUAAAUGAUGACAAUGGUAGACAGUAUGUGGCUCAAAGACAGGAGCGUAUCCUUUUGGAUCGCGAUAGAGUGCUUGCCAAAACAUGGUACAAUGAAGAACGAAAGCAGUGGGAAAUGGAUUCAAUAGCUGUUCCUUACGCUGUUUCCAAGAAACUUGUGGAGAAUGUCCGCAUUAGGCAUGACUGGGCUGUGAUGUAUGUUACACUCAAGGGUGAUGACAACGAAUAUUAUGUUGAUAUUCAGGAAUUUGAAAUGCAAUUCCAAGAAUUUGGAGGGUUUGAUGGGCUUUAUCUCAAGAUGUUAGCUUCGGGUGUUCCGACAGAAGUUCACUUGAUGCGGAUCCCUUUCUCUGAGUUGGAUAUCUAUGAACAGUUUCUCUUGACAAUGAGGCUAUCUUAUCAUUGCCUGGUUGGAUUAUGGAAAUCGGGACUUGUCUCAUAUGGAAGAGAUUGGGUUUUAAAGAAGUUCAGAGAUAUUAAUGAUGACAUAGCAAUGAUGAUUGUUUUCCCUAUUGUGGAGAUUAUUAUCCCUUAUCCGGUGAGAAUGAAUCUGGGGAUGGGAUGGCCGGAGGAAAUAACUCAAACUGUUGACUCAACAUGGUACCUGAAGUGGCAGUCUCAGGCUGAAAUUAAUUUCAAAUCCAGGAAGACAGAUGACAUCCAAUGGUUUCUCUGGUUUUUCAUUGGAAGUAUCAUCUAUGGAUAUGUGUUAUUUACUAUCAUCUGCUUUAUAAAGAGGAAGAUUCCAAGACUUCUUGGUUUUGGGCCUUUUCGUAAGAAUCCAAACAUGCGGAAGCUGCGGAGAGUGCAAGGUUAUUUCAAGUUUAAGCUGAGGAGAACGAAACGCAGAAGAAAGGAGGGAGUUGAUCCGAUAAGAUCUGCAUUUGAUCAGAUGAAGAGGGUAAAGAAUCCCCCAAUACGAUUGAAAGAUUUUGCUAGUGUUGACUCCAUGAGAGAGGAAAUCAAUGAAGUUGUUGCAUUUCUGCAAAAUCCCACUGCAUUCCAGGAAAUGGGUGCUCGUGCACCUCGGGGUGUUCUCGUUGUAGGCGAGAGGGGAACUGGGAAGACAUCCCUAGCACUGGCCAUAGCUGCAGAAGCGAGGGUCCCUGUUGUUGAAAUUAAAGCCCAACAGUUGGAGCCUGAACUAUGGGUUGGCCAAAGUGCAUCGAAUGUUAGAGAACUGUUUGAAACAGCAAGGGAUUUGGCACCUGUCAUAAUCUUUGUUGAGGAUUUUGACCUCUUUGCUGGUGUUCGUGGAAAGUAUGUCCAUACUCAAAAGCAGGACCAUGAAGCAUUUAUAAAUCAACUUCUUGUUGAACUUGAUGGGUUUGAGAAACAAGAUGGGGUUGUUUUAAUGGCUACUACAAGAAAUCUCAAGCAAAUCGAUCAGGCCCUGCAACGACCUGGUCGAAUGGAUAGAAUAUUUCAUCUUCAACGUCCGACUCAAAUGGAGAGAGAGAUGAUCUUACGUAUUGCGGCGAAGGAUACUAUGGAUAAUGAACUAAUUGAUUAUGUAGAUUGGACAAAGGUUGCUGAGAAAACGGCUCUUCUACGGCCUAUAGAGCUAAAACUUGUUCCUUUAGCAUUGGAAGGUACUGCAUUUAGGAGCAAAUUUCUUGAUACUGAUGAACUUAUGAGCUACUGUAGCUGGUUUGCGACUUUCAGUGGUAUUGUUCCCAAAUGGCUGAAGGAGACAAAAAUUUUGAAGACAGCUAGCAAACGGCUGGUUAAUCAUCUAGGACUGUCAUUGACAAAGGAAGAUCUGCAGAGUGUGGUUGAUCUAAUGGAACCAUAUGGUCAGAUAAGCAAUGGGAUUGAACUUCUAAGUCCUCCAAUUGAUUGGACAAGAGAGACAAAGUUCCCACAUGCUGUAUGGGCUGCUGGUCGAGGUCUCAUUGCUCUUCUUCUACCAAACUUUGAUGUUGUUGAUAAUAUAUGGCUUGAGCCUCUUUCUUGGGAGGGCAUUGGAUCCACAAAGAUUACAAAGGCCAAGAAUGAAGGGCCCAUCACUGGAAAUGUAGAAACAAGAUCAUACCUUGAAAAAAAACUGGUCUUUUGCUUUGGUUCAUAUAUUGCAGCGCAAUUGUUACUUCCUUUUGGGGAGGAGAAUUUUCUUUCAUCAUCAGAACUCAAGCAGGCCCAGGAGAUAUCUACGCGAAUGGUGAUUCAAUAUGGAUGGGGGCCUGAUGAUAGUCGUACAAUUUACUUUUGUAGCAAUGCGACUACAGCCUUGAGUAUGGGUAACAACCAUGAACAUGAGAUGGCUGCCAAAGUUGAGAAGUUGUAUAAUUUAGCGUAUGACAAAGCAAAGGAGUUGCUUCAAAAGAACCGUAGAGUGCUUGAAAAGAUUGUGGAAGAAUUGCUAGAGUUUGAAAUCUUGACAGGAGAGGAUCUUCAGAGGAUUUGUGAAGAAAAUGGUGGGAAUCGGGAGAAAGAGCCAUUUUUUCUGGCAAAACUUAAUGAUAUAGAGGUAUCAUGUUGAAGUU